AAGCAGUACGGUCGGUUUAGUUCUGUGUUGGGCUUCAUCUCCGAAGUUUGCUGUUUGGCUGUUGGUUGUGUCGUGUCGUGUUUCGGUACGUUCCGUGUCUGUCCGUGUGUGAGGUUUUGCUGGCUACCUCGAAGAAUCGAUUACACAGCAAAAGCCUCCUGGGGAGGCCGAUGGACGGUGGUGUCCCGCGGGAAGAACAGCACUAUCCUGCUGGUGGAUUCGGUGAUAUUUUGUGUUGCAAAAGUGAGUUACAAUUUCCUGCUUUCAAAAGUGAAUGGGUGAUUACUUUUCCCAACGUUUUGGUUCUGCCAAGUUUGACACAGAAAGGCGAGCAACAGAGUGAGUGAGUGGAAAAUCGGAGCAAAUGGAACUGGUUCUACCAGUUUUUGGAUGGACGGUCUCGUCUCGGUCGUAUGAGUCACGGUGAAGUGAGGCUCGCUUUCCCGUUGGUACGUUGGUUUGUCGGUUGUUUUGAAAGGUCGAUACGGAAACGGAGGCUGAAGUCGGACUUGCUAUCAAGAACUUCCAGCCGAGGAUCCGCUAGUAUGUGUGAUGGUAUUGGUGGGUUUAUCAGAAAUGUCGUCCUUCGUGAAAGGCAAAAAAGGAUGCUGUGUGUCUUUGUUCAGUGAAUGAGUGCUGCGACGCCAGAGCUAGUAGUUGUUAGUGAAAUUCCUGCUAGGAUAUACAAAGUCCUUUCAGCGUGGGCCGCCCGAAGUGAUAUCAAAUAUUGGUAAAGUUUAAAGUACACAGUCUCGUGCAUACGCAAUUGCGAAUGGUGUUAAAGUGGAAAGCAAAAGUGGCAUAUCCUUUGAUCUUGUGCUAAAGUGAGAGUGCAAAUAAUGCGUUACAAAUCAAGCAUCUGAAUGCCUGGAUCCACCGGUUAGGCUAUUUGUUAUUAAUUUUACAUGCUUUUAUUUGCCCCGCUUCCAAGUGUAGCAGCAGCAGCAGCAGUAGUUUGUCGGUUUUGCCAAUUUAUAGUGAUAGUGGUGAGAUUGUGUUGCUUUCCGACAGCUAUCCAACAACUGCUUUCGAUUCGAGGGAAAAAAUAAUACAAAAUACUCGAUUAAUUUCGUGCCACUCGAGAGCUCAGCCAGUGAAAUUUGUGCAUCCAAUUGUGUUCAACACCUCUCGACCAGUGAAGGUCUCAGCCGACUAACCACAAUCUACCGCCACACGAAGGGUGGAACUACACAACUCUUGGCCGGAUAAUGCAUGCCCAAAUGCGCCGUGAUUUGGUUGGCUGCAUUCAUUGGUGAUAACUCAUUCAUUACUUGACUGGGGUUGUCAUCAUUACAGCUGCACACAGAGUGAAGUGUUGUCUGUAGUUCCUGUUUUUUUUUCAUCCAUCGGAGUCAUUGAAUUCGUAAUGUUCGUCGGCAUCACAAUAAAUAUGAAUCGCAUGAAAAGUACCCAAAGUGAAUAGUGAAAAUAUCGUCAUGAAAAUUGUGAAAAAGUUAUGCUCUGAUUUGAGAUAGAAGCAGCACAGUUUUGAAACUUGAGUACAGUGGUCGAAGUUUGCAACUCAAUAGUACUGACGACAGAGCCAAUCCGCAGUCCGUUCACUCCGAGUCAAAUCAGAGGGGCGGCCACAUUUGUUUAUUAUUUCGCGUUUUGAUUGCUGCUGGGCGUAGAGUGAAGAGAGAAUCAAAAUACAUAGUACAGCAGCAGCAGCAGCUAACAACGUUCGGAAACAUCUACACCAGGUUCCGUUUCGCGCUGCCUGGCAGUGAAACCCCCGGUUCGUCUCUGGGUGUUACAGGCAGGUAGCAAACGGGGGACAGCGGUGUGGCGGCAACGGUGGCAGUAUUGUUUGGAAAAUGUUUCUAAAAUGUGGAUUAAUCGUUUUCACUCUUCUCGUCAUCGACAUCGAAAGUGGUUACGUAAGAGAAAUAAAGAAAGAACGUCCUCUCAACGAAUACAUAUCCCACUACGAAACACUUAGCUACGACCACAAACAUCUGCAUGCUAGUCACAGUAGAGCGAAAAGAUCGGUCACCAAAGAUCACCAUGUAUAUCUUAGAUUUAAGGCGCACGGGAGAGAUUUUAACAUUAGGCUAAGACGAGAUCUCAGUACAUUUAGCGAUAAGUUAGAAAUACACACCGAAAGUGGUCCAAUCGAGGCGGACACAUCCCACCUCUAUCAGGGCGAGGUCCUGAGCGACCCCGACAGUCAUGCGUUCGGUUCCAUCAUCGACGGAGUGUUCGAGGGUAAACUGAUAACGGCCCGGGACAGCUAUUAUGUUGAGCGGGCGAAGCACUAUUUCCCCAACAGUUCCCACCCGGACACUCAUCCGUUGCACCACGUGGACGGUCACGACAAACCGUUCCAUUCGGUCAUCUACAACGAGAAGCAUGUGGAUGAUCCCUACCGGCAGCGGCGGAAAGCAGUUCUGUACCAACAGCCAUCACUCUCGUUUCGUUUCGAGACAAGCCUCUUAGCAGGCUAUUACCAGCAAUUAGUGCCGAUUGUAGGUGGAAUUUCUUCGCGGUUUGACUGCAUAAACGGAGCACUGCGCCGCCCGAUUUAAACACUGAAUAAAUGG
Molecule: messenger RNA, 2543 nt
Organism: Topomyia yanbarensis
Lineage: Eukaryota; Metazoa; Arthropoda; Insecta; Diptera; Culicidae
Product: disintegrin and metalloproteinase domain-containing protein 10-like
Exons: 6
Coding region: 1818-2528 (236 amino acids)
Biological process (GO): membrane protein ectodomain proteolysis; Notch signaling pathway
Cellular component (GO): plasma membrane
Molecular function (GO): metalloendopeptidase activity
Source: RefSeq, a predicted model, not a curated record